GAGGCCAGAAACAAAGAGAUGGAGGAGAUAAAAGAUGAGAAAAACAAAGCUGCUGUUUCUUUGUCUAUCUGGCCUAUCUUGUCGUCUGGUUCCAACAAACUGAAGGAGGAGAACAGCUGCAGCUCAGUCACUCUGGAGACGUCAGGAGACAUCAUUGCUGUCAUUAAUGACAAAUACAACUGUAUCUGUCUGAAUAACGAGUCUGAUCAGGACAAACCACUGGGAGGACGUCAGUUAAAAGUCCAGAUCAACAAUAGUGAACCCAUCACAUACACAUUUGAUCCAUCAGUGAAACUCAAGGCUGGAAACCCUGUUACUUUAUACCAUCCAGACAAUGACCAGCGUUAUGCUUUCCCUCGUGACCUGAUGUGGAAGGACUUGAAGCCCUGGAAGUCUGGAGCCAGAGUCCAGGUCUCUCUGCAGUGACAUAGUUCCCAGUUGAACUCCUUCAAUAAAGUUCAGUAAUCCAGCAAACAGCAACAUUAUAGAUGAGAAACAGCACGACUCAGAUCUUCCUGCAGAAACC
Mugil cephalus (flathead mullet) is the source of this 526-nucleotide messenger RNA. RefSeq names its product lamin-A-like. The transcript is spliced from 6 exons. The record is from RefSeq and is a predicted model, not a curated record. NCBI's taxonomy places the organism in Eukaryota, Metazoa, Chordata, Actinopteri, Mugiliformes, Mugilidae. Bases 19 to 426 code for a protein of 135 amino acids.